CUCCAGAUCUCAUAUGUCAGAUAUGGAAAGUGAGGCAAGCCUGACUGGUCGUAUGAAAGGAGGUGGGAAAAUUGGACCUAUGAAUCAAGGAGUCUAUUCAGGUUACCCUGGAAUGAUGACUAUGCCAGCUUUUCCAUCUAUGCCAGUUAUGGGAGGAAUGAUGCCAGCCACCAUGCCGGGAAUGCCAGCUAUGAUGAUGACUCAGCCCAUGAUGCCUCCAGUGGAUCCUAACCAGGCAGCAGCACAGCAACAAUCAGUCAUCAACCAACAAGCCCUGCUUCUGGCUCAGCAGAUGACACUUCAAGCUAUGAAAAUGUCAGAACAGGAUCAGCAGUGGCAAAAGAAGUAUAGAUCUCCUGAGCGUUCACCCCCAAAGCGAAUAUCUUCACAUAGAUCACAUGAAUAUUCAAGACAAAGAGAACCCUCACCUCACAAUUCACCUACAUUGUCAAGGCCAAGACGAGCAUCACCAAAGAGGAGGACAUCUGAACAUUUAAGACGAAGGCCAUCAUCAUCAGAAAGCUCACCUGAAUCUUUAAGAUCAAGACGAGUCUCACCAAGGAAGCGAUCACCUGAAGCUUCGAGGCCAAGACGAAUCUCACCAAGGAAGCGAUCACCUGAAGCUUCGAGGCCAAGAAAGAGCAGGUCACCUGAAUCUUCAAGCCCAAAGGAAACCUUACUCCUCAAGAGGCCUCCUGAACUUUCAAGAUCAGAAAAGGUGUCAAUAAAGGAACAGCCUUCUGAAUCUUCAAGACCAAAGCAAAAUUCUUCUUCUCCUCCACCUCCCCCACGAUCCCCGAUCCACAUUUUGGAAGAUGAGGUGCCUGUCGACAUCAGAGUAGAUUCCCUCUCUAGGGGGACUUUUCAAAAGAAAAUAGAAUUCUUCCAGAGACUGGGAAUUGAAACAAUUCCAUUGAAGAAAGUCAUUUCCUCUUCAAAAAGUGAUAGAAUAAAGGAAAAGCCAGAGGACCCAAGUGCCAACCACGAAUCAAAUUCAGAUUUACCACCUCCUUUGCAACUGGAAAAUUAUCAGGAGAAGAAAUUCCGAGAUAUGAAGCCUGAACAGCCUGAACCAAGCCAGGAGAUACGGAACAUUAUUAAAACCCACAAGAAUCGUCCAGUCCCACCACCAAAACCCGUCAUGCCCGUUAGAGACAUCUCUAAAACUCUAAUGAAAUCUGAGCCAAAGGAGGAAGCUCUAGCAAAACUGGAGGCUUUAGAGUUGAAUCAUUCAUUGGUCUCCUCUGAAAAAUGUAAGCCAUCACCACCUUCACCACCGCCCAAACCCUCCAAAACCAUCAAAGAAAAACAACUGGUGCUCACAAGUGUUUUUGGUCCUCACAGCUCAGUGAUUCCUCCUCCCCCUCCUGGCCCGCCCCCUUCUUUCCCUCCAGAUUGUGUCACAGAUGAAACAAAAGAUUCAGCUAAGACACUGUUGGAAGACACUACUGUCAAAACCCAGCUCUUCAAUCUUUCUGCUAGUGUCAGCUUCUCUUAUGCUAACCCUACUUGGAAACUCUUCCUGCGGAAAGAGGUGUGUCAUGGUCCCACCUCCUUGCAUUGCUUUUCUGGUCAUGUUUAG
Messenger RNA from Pseudonaja textilis, 1582 nucleotides. NCBI's taxonomy places the organism in Eukaryota, Metazoa, Chordata, Lepidosauria, Squamata, Elapidae. The record is from RefSeq and is a predicted model, not a curated record.